This is a messenger RNA of Balearica regulorum gibbericeps (East African grey crowned-crane), 3321 nucleotides long. Lineage: Eukaryota; Metazoa; Chordata; Aves; Gruiformes; Gruidae. The record is from RefSeq and is a predicted model, not a curated record.
AUGGAGCUGGGGGAUUAUGAACAACCUGUUGUUAUGAGAGAAGAAAACAAACGAAGGAGAAGAAGAAUGAAACCUCAUUGUACAUCUAGUAAUUUGUCGUCAAUGGAACUGAUAUCCAUUGAGUUCAUUUUACCUACAAGCAAUAAACAUACUAAAGUACCGGAAAUGAUGUUACUCGAAAUAGCUGGCAACUGUACAGUUGAGCAAAUGAAAGCACAGAUUUGGAUGCGUGCAAUAGAGAUGAGUCAAACCGCAGACUUCUACCACACAUUCACCCCGGAUCAAUUUAUUCUGCAGUAUCAGAAGAAAGGGCAAUGGUAUGAAAUUUAUGAUAAACAUCAAGUAUUACAGACAUUGGACUGCAUACUGUACUGGAAAGUGUUACAGAAAAAGGUAGGCAAGAUCUAUGUUGUCCAGAAACAAAAACCAUCAGAAGAAGUUCAGGAAUUUCAGCGACAGCUUAACAACUUAAUCGGUUAUGAUGUCACUGAUGUAAGCAACGUGCAUGAUGAUGAACUAGAAUUUACCCGUCGCAGAUUAGUCACUCCACGAAUGAUAGAGGUAGCCUGUAGAGAUCCUAAAUUGUAUGCAAUGCACCCAUGGACAACAUCUAAGCCACUCCCAGAAUAUUUAUUUAAAAAGAUCACUAAUAAUAACAUUUUCAUAAUUAUACAUAGAGGAACAACUAGCCAAAAAAUUAAAGUGUCAAUAGAUGACACUCCAGAUAUGAUUCUCCACAGCUUUUUCACAAAAAUGGCGAAGAAAAAGUCUUUGAUGGACAUUCCUGAAGAUCAUAGUGAACUGGAUUUUGUUCUCAGGAUUUGUGGCAGAGAUGAGUACAUUACUGGAGAGACACCGAUCAAAGAUUUUCACUGGAUAAGACAGUGCCUUAAGAAUGGGGAAGAAAUCCACCUUGUCUUAGACAAUCCCCCUGACCCAAAUGAGGAUGAGGUUCAGAAGGAAGAGUGGCCCUUGGUGGAUGACUGUACAGGAGUUACAGGGUAUCACGAACAAUUGACAAUAGACGGAAAAGAUCAUGAGAGAGUCUUCACUAUCUCUUUGUGGGAUUGUAAUAGGAAAUUCAGGGUGAAAAUAAUUGGCAUUGAUAUCCCAGUUUUACCGAGAAAUACUGAUCUUACUGUGUUUGUGGAGGCUAACAUUCAACAUGGGCAGCAGCUCCUUUCACAAAGGAGGACUUCAUCGAAGCCUUUCACUGAGGAGGUUUUGUGGAAUAUUUGGUUGGAGUUUGAUAUCAAAAUCAAGGACUUGCCUAAAGGAGCCCUCCUGAAUCUUCAGAUAUACUGCGGCAAAACACAGGGACUGUCCACAAAGACAAACCUUCAGUCACAUGAAUCCCCCAACUCUGAUUCAAAAUGCAAAACUCAGCUUCUCUAUUAUGUAAAUCUCUUGUUGAUAGAUCACCGUUUCUUGCUACGAAGUGGGGAGUAUGUGCUCCACAUGUGGAAAAUUCCAGGGAAGGGGGAAGAACAAGGAAGUAUCAAUGCAGACAAACUCACAUCAGCAACUAACCCGGAUAAAGAAAACUCAAUGGCUAUCUCUAUUGUGCUGGACAAAUAUUGUCACCCAAUUGCCUUGCCCAAGCACAGGAUAACAUCAGACCCCCAAGGGGAUAGGACACGAGCUGAAAUGCCCAACCAGCUUCGCAAGCAACUUGAAGAGAUCAUAGCAACUGACCCACUUAAUCCACUUUCUCCUGAGGACAAAGAACUGUUGUGGCACUUUAGAUAUGAAAGCAUAAAGCACCCCAAGGCAUAUCCUAAGCUGCUUAGCUCUGUGAAAUGGGGACAACAAGAAAUAGUGGCCAAAACAUACCAGUUGCUAGCUAAAAAGGAGGUUUGGGAUCAAAGCACUUUAGAUGUUGGACUCACAAUGCAACUUCUGGACUGUAACUUUUCAGAUGAAAAUGUCCGAGCAAUGGCAGUUCAAAAACUGGAAAGUUUAGAAGAUGAUGAUGUUCUUCAUUAUCUUUUACAGCUUGUGCAGGCUGUGAAAUUUGAGCCAUAUCAUGACAGUGCAUUAGCCAGAUUUCUGCUAAAACGGGGUUUGAGAAACAAAAGAAUUGGUCACUUCUUGUUUUGGUUCUUAAGAAGUGAGAUUGCCCAGUCCAUGCAUUACCAGCAGAGGUUUGCGGUCAUCCUAGAAGCAUAUCUUAGAGGCUGUGGAAAAGCAAUGCUACACGAUUUCAUGAAGCAGGUUCAAGUAAUUGAAUUGCUGCAUAAAGUCACAAUGGAGAUAAAAUCAGUUUCUGCAGAAAAGUAUGAUGUCACUUCUCAAGUUAUUGCACAGCUGAGGCAAAAGCUUGAAAAACUACAGAGCAGCAAACUUCCAGAAAGUUUUAGAGUUCCGUAUGAUCCUGGGCUAAGAGCAGGAGCCCUAGUGAUAGAAAAAUGUAAAGUAAUGGCAUCUAAGAAGAAGCCCCUCUGGCUCGAGUUCAAAUGUGCAGAUCCAACAGCUCUAUCAAAUGAAACCAUAGGCAUAAUCUUCAAACAUGGAGAUGACCUCCGUCAGGACAUGCUUAUUUUACAGAUUCUUCGAAUUAUGGAAUCCAUUUGGGAAGCAGAAUCUUUGGACCUCUGUUUGUUACCGUAUGGUUGUAUUUCUACAGGGAACAAAAUAGGAAUGAUCGAAAUUGUGAAAGAUGCUACAACAAUUGCCAAAAUUCAACAGAGUACAGUUGGCAACACUGGUGCAUUUAAGGAUGAAAUACUAAACCAGUGGCUCAAGGAAAGAUGCAUGAUUGAAGAGAAGUUUCAGGCAGCUGUGGAAAGAUUUGUUUAUUCUUGUGCUGGAUACUGUGUGGCAACCUUUGUACUUGGAAUAGGAGACAGGCACAAUGACAACAUUAUGAUUACAGAAACAGGUAACCUUUUCCAUAUUGAUUUUGGCCAUAUUCUUGGGAAUUAUAAAAGCUUCCUUGGAAUUAAUAAGGAAAGAGUUCCUUUUGUGCUGACUCCGGAUUUUCUGUUUGUCAUGGGGACUUCCGGAAAGAAGACAAGUCUCCAUUUCCAUAAAUUUCAGGACGUAUGUGUGAAGGCUUAUUUAGCUCUUCGACAUCACACAAACCUGCUGAUCAUCCUAUUCUCCAUGAUGCUAAUGACUGGAAUGCCCCAAUUAACCAGCAAAGAGGAUAUUGAAUAUAUCCGGGAUGCACUGACAGUAGGGAAAAGCGAAGAAGAUGCCAAAAAGUAUUUUCUUGAUCAGAUAGAGGUUUGCAGAGAUAAGGGCUGGACUGUGCAAUUUAACUGGUUUUUACAUCUUGUGCUUGGAAUCAAACAAGGAGUAGAAAAGCAUUCUGCUUAA